AGCUCGUCUACCUCACACCCACUUCCUCUGCAGCCAUCAGCCCAUUGAAGAGUUGAGAGAGGUGAGCAGCCAUGGCGCAUGUCGGGGGCGUCAUCGCUUCUGCCAUCCUCGCUGUUGUGAGCAAGCAGAUCAUGUCCGCCAUCAAAGGCCAGAUCAAGCUGCAGUGGAACUUCGUAAGCGACCUACAGAAGAUGAGAUCGUCGCUGCAGACGGUGGAGGCCCUGCUCGAAGACGCUGAGAGGCGGUCCAUCACGGAUCAGGCGGUGCGUCUGUGGCUGGGGCGGCUCAAGGACACUAUGUAUGAGAUCUCUGACAUGAUCGAUGAUUUCGAAGUCAACACUGAACCUGCUACACAAAAGUGUUGCCCUCCAAUCAAUGUUUCCAAGUUGAAAAUGGCCAAUAAGAUGAAGAAUAUGAGAGAGCAGUUGAAGGGGAUCGCAGAAGACCGUAUUCCUUUCAUUUUCAUGCAAGAAAAUGCCCCUAGUGUGCCGGAAAUCCAUGAUAACCGGGAAACAACAGCGGCUGUGACAGAAACACAAGUCGCAGGGAGGGAUAAUGAUAAACAGGAAAUCAUGGCUCGUUUAUCUGGGAGCAUCACAAAAGAAAUCACCAUCCUUCCCAUAUAUGGUAUUGGAGGCAUUGGGAAGACAACCAUGGCACAAUUGGUUUUCAAGGAUUCACACUUCAAAGAGUACUCUCGGGUGUGGGUCUAUGUAUCCCAGAAAUUUGAUUUGAACAAAAUUGGAAAUUCUAUAAUAUCACAACUAUCCAAUUGCAAUAGUCAGCAUACUGACCCACAGAUGGUAGAAAAUAAUGUUCAAAGGCUAUUUUCUGGUAAAAAGAUUCUAAUCAUCUUAGAUGACCUGUGGGAGAUGGAAGCAGAAAAGUUAGAAAGGUUGAAGACUAUGCUAGAACUGGGUGAAGGGAGCAAUGUGGUGGCGGUAGUAACCACACGAGAAGAAUAUAUUGCACAGAAAAUUCAGACAUUGGAGCCAUACAAGUUAACUCCCUUGGGAGAUGACAUUUGCUGGACCAUCAUAAAAGAUAAAACUUCCUUUGAUGCUAGAACUAACAACGCGCAAUUAGAGCUGAUAGGGAAGGACAUUGCAAAGAAGUGUGGAGGUAUGGCUUUAGCAGCCCAAUCUAUUGGGUAUAUGUUGUACUCUAUGAAGUCAGUUGAUCAAUGGGUGUCGGUGAACAACAGUGAGUUCUGGCACGUGCUUGCCUCAGAAGAAUCUUCAUCUCAUCAGGUGCAUGCAUCAUUGCUGCUAAGCUAUCGUAGUAUGGGUUCAUACUUGAAGCUAUGCUUUGGCUAUUGUGCAGUCUUUCCAAAAGGUCACAAGAUAUCUAAAGAAGAACUAGUUCACCAAUGGAUUGCUCUUGGACUUGUUAAGCCAUCAAAGACAUUUUCUGAUAUACAGACCAGUGAAAGUUAUAUUAACCACCUUUUAGGCAUGUCCUUCCUUGAACAUCCAAAGUCACAAGUGCCAUGGACCUCAUCUGCGGUUGCGGUGGACGUAGGUGCCGAAGGAGGAGGUGAUGUGGUUGCUGAAGAUGGAGGAGAAGGCCUAUGUGGCACCGGACAUGGAGAAGGUGUCGAUGUGGACACCUUCUUCCUCUUCUUCGUUGCCGCCUUGGUGAGGGCCUUGGCGGCCGUCGUCGGCUUCCUCGCCCACUUGCCAUCAACUGGAUCAAGCGGAGGGCAACCUAUUGUCUUCGCGAGCAGCGAGGCGACUAUGGACGUCCUAACUGAAUUCUUCAUCAUGCAUGACCUGGUGUAUGAUCUUGCAAGAUCAGUCGUGGCUGAUGAAAUUGACAUAGAGAGUCCUACCUGCCGAUAUGCUUGGCUGACAGAUGGGAGAAAGCUAUUUAAUUCAUCAGGGACUCCACUCUUGAAGAUAAGGGCACUGCAUUUUCAUGAUCCUGGCGACUUUCAGCUUCAUGGUGAUUUUUCACCAGCUAAAUGCCUCCGUGUCUUAGAUUUAAGAAGAUGGUGUACACGAGAGUUGCCCGAUUCUAUUGGUCAACUGAGACAGUUGAGGUAUCUUGAUGCUUCAUGGUAUUUCAGGUCGCUGGAGUCUAUAAGGAUUCCCAAAGCUCUGGGUGCCCUUACCAAACUCCAAUACUUGAAUUUAUCAGAUCGCGGAACACCCAUAGGGUUGCCAGAGGUCAUCAGCAAACUCACGGAACUCCGGUACUUAAAUAUAUCGUCCUGCAGGGGUUAUUAUUCAUUGGACAACCCGUCAGCGAAUCAAAGUUUCAUAGACUGUAUCGGUACUCUUCCCAAUCUGGAGCACUUGGACUUGUCUCGCAAUGACUAUGGUUUUAGUGUACCUGAAAGUUUUAGCAGCCUCAAAAAGCUAAACCUUGAAAAAUGCACGCGCAUUUCUAGCCUUCCAGAAAAUGUGGGGAAACUGGAUAUUCAGAACCUUUUUGGCUUGUUGAAACUGGGAAGACAAGGGUUUUAUGUGCGUGCCGAUGACAGUGAAUCCAGCAGCAGUCUUGUCUGGCUUAAGCAUACAAAUCCUGAUGAGUUGAGUAUCGUCGGUCUUGAAAAUGUGAAGUCCGUAGAAGAGGCACGCAUUAUAAGGUUGAUGGAGAAACACAAUAUUGAAAAACUGACAUUGAACUGGAGGGAAGGUGUUAGUUCUGUGGGACACAUGGUGUUGCUAACAGAGCUAGUGCCACCACCCAGUGUAAAGGAUUUGAUGAUAGUAGGUUACAAGGGUGUCAUCUUUCCACACUGGUUAAUGCCUAUGAGCAGAUAUCUUCCUAAUCUUGUGAGUUUGGCGUUGUGGAAUCUGCCAUGCAGCAGCCUACCAAGAUUCGCCCAACUACCCAACCUACGGAGUAUUGUUCUCGGCAACAUGUAUAACCUGAAAGAAUUUGACACAUCAUGCCCUAUGGGUGAGGACGGUGCGAAUGAGUUCACGUUGCCUAAACUGGAGUAUUUGAAACUGGACAACUGCCCCAAGUUGAUGAUUAAGCCAUGUCCGCCUAGAGCUGUGUUCAUGUUUAUAUCAAGAGGUAAAAAUGUGCUAUCGUCAUGCGGAAAUUGUGCCGCAAGCACAGUUGCUUCCUCCUCUUCCCCUCCUGUGAGUAAACUGAAAGUUGAAUACUCGGAGUUGCCUUUGCGGCAGUGGAGAUUGCUUCACCACCUUCCUGGCCUUAGUGAUGUAAGUAUCACCCAUUGCGAUGAUCUGACUAUCUCACCACAGAUCAGCCAAGCCUUCGUCUCCCUUGAAUCACUCUCCCUAGAAUCCAUUAGCCUGAAAUGUUUGCCAGAAUGGGUCGGUGAACUCCCAUCUCUUCGGCAGUUGAGCUUAAUAUACAUGAACUGCCUACAGGAAUUGGACAAGAACCUGAAGCAACUUACACAGUUGCAAUCACUGAGUCUGGAUAUGUGCAAUGCAUUGACAUCACUACCGCAAUGGUUAGGAGAACUCACCUUGCUCAAGACGCUUAAGAUCAGAACUUGUGAGAGCAUCACCUCUUUACCGGAGAGCAUACUCACCAACCUCCAAGAACUACGUAUUCAGUGCUGCCCUCAACUAGAUGAAUGGUGUAAGUUGAAGGAGAAUCAGAUGAAACUAGCUCACAUCAAGGAAAUGUUUUUCUACUGAAGCUAUGGACAAGUACGAGGUGGUCCAGAUGGCAUGGUCAUGGUUCAGGGUGCUGGCCCAUGUGCUCUUCUUACGCCCAUGGGUGGACCUAGGAUCAAACGCUUUGAUGAUCUUUAUUUACAUAUUCCGUAGUGUGGGUGGCUAAAUAACCCUGUAAUAAUUUCAUUCCCUCGAAAAAUAACCUGUAAUAAUUUCAUGUAU
Messenger RNA from Aegilops tauschii subsp. strangulata, 3824 nucleotides. Its product is annotated as putative disease resistance protein RGA1. NCBI's taxonomy places the organism in Eukaryota, Viridiplantae, Streptophyta, Magnoliopsida, Poales, Poaceae. The record is from RefSeq and is a predicted model, not a curated record. Gene Ontology annotation, molecular function: ADP binding.